Oryza brachyantha (malo sina) is the source of this 1174-nucleotide messenger RNA. RefSeq names its product proliferating cell nuclear antigen. Lineage: Eukaryota; Viridiplantae; Streptophyta; Magnoliopsida; Poales; Poaceae. The record is from RefSeq and is a predicted model, not a curated record. Gene Ontology annotation, molecular function: DNA polymerase processivity factor activity; DNA binding. Bases 107 to 898 code for a protein of 263 amino acids. Gene Ontology annotation, biological process: mismatch repair; regulation of DNA replication; leading strand elongation. The transcript is spliced from 4 exons. Gene Ontology annotation, cellular component: PCNA complex.
CUUCCCCGCCGCCUCCCAAACCCGCCCAAACGAAUCCUAGGGUUUCGCCGCCUCGCCGCGCCGACGCCGCCGCCGACGAAGGGAAGCUGCUGCCACUGCUGCCAGGAUGUUGGAGCUCAGGCUUGUGCAGGGGAGCCUGCUGAAGAAGGUGCUGGAGGCGAUCCGGGACCUGGUGACGGACGCCAACUUCGACUGCUCCGGGACGGGGUUCUCGCUGCAGGCCAUGGACUCCAGCCACGUCGCGCUCGUCGCGCUCCUCCUCCGCUCCGAGGGGUUCGAGCACUACCGCUGCGACCGCAACCUCUCCAUGGGGAUGAACCUCAACAACAUGGCCAAGAUGCUCCGCUGCGCCGGCAACGAAGACAUCAUCACCAUCAAGGCCGACGACGGCUCCGACACCGUCACCUUCAUGUUCGAGUCGCCCAACCAAGAUAAGAUUGCUGAUUUCGAGAUGAAGCUAAUGGACAUCGACAGCGAGCACCUCGGCAUCCCUGACUCUGAGUACCAGGCCAUCGUGCGGAUGCCGUCCGCUGAGUUUUCCAGGAUUUGCAAGGAUCUGAGCAGCAUCGGCGACACUGUUAUCAUCUCGGUGACCAAGGAGGGCGUCAAGUUCUCCACCGCUGGAGAUAUUGGAACUGCUAACAUUGUCUGCAGGCAGAACAAGACCGUUGACAAGCCAGAAGACGCUACUAUUAUAGAGAUGCAAGAACCAGUCUCACUAACCUUCGCCUUGAGGUACAUGAACUCCUUCACCAAGGCGAGCCCACUCUCUGAUCAAGUGACAAUCAGCCUUUCGUCUGAACUGCCAGUGGUGGUUGAAUAUAAGGUUGCUGAGAUGGGCUACAUAAGAUUUUAUCUCGCACCGAAAAUUGAAGAAGAUGAGGAAAUGAAGUCAUAAUGCAACAUAGGGAUAUGCCAAAUGUUGCCUACCUUUUCUUCUAGGUCGUCAAACCAUCCUCUGCUUAACAUUUGUUUGUAAGCAAAAAUGAUGUUAUGCUUAUAUCAUCGCUUACGGCGGAAUGCUUUAGCUUUGUAUCUGUGACUUCUGUAAAUCCGUGGAUUUACAGUUCUGAAUGUUAGGUUUAGUAGAUUUGUGAGUUGUGACUGCAUGGAUGUAGCAUGUUUGUGCUGCAAUUUGCUCGUUCAUUUCGGUGGUUACAUAUUUGUUGGAGAA